ACAGGUAAUAACGGUAAUUCACAAAAUCCCAAUAACGCAGAACAGAUACAAGUGACAGAACGUACGCACAGUUCACACCAAGGUGAUGAUACUCAUGGUAACAACGGUGCAGACAAUAGUACUACACAAACUCAGACAAGUACAGGCACUGACUCUCCUUCUGACAUUCCAUUACAGAACGGUACAACCGAUAACAUUACCUCAGCGAACACAAAUUCUGACAAUACACCCAAUAAUGAGGAGGAAUCAACCACCACCACCACCACAACAACAACACUUCCUCCUGAACUCACAAACAACAAGAAGGGUGAUGCAGACAGCAGCAGCAGUAUCAGCAGUUCUGUGUGGGUGCGUGUGCCACUACUGAUUGUGGUUACACUGGCCUGUAUUCUUGUGUGCUGA
Trypanosoma theileri is the source of this 402-nucleotide messenger RNA. RefSeq lists its product as uncharacterized. The annotation marks the transcript as partial. The transcript has a single exon. NCBI's taxonomy places the organism in Eukaryota, Euglenozoa, Kinetoplastea, Trypanosomatida, Trypanosomatidae. The record is from RefSeq and is a predicted model, not a curated record.